Messenger RNA from Eimeria necatrix, 534 nucleotides. RefSeq names its product protein phosphatase 2b regulatory subunit, putative. NCBI's taxonomy places the organism in Eukaryota, Apicomplexa, Conoidasida, Eucoccidiorida, Eimeriidae. Bases 1 to 534 code for a protein of 177 amino acids. The transcript is spliced from 5 exons. The record is from RefSeq and is a predicted model, not a curated record. Gene Ontology annotation, molecular function: calcium ion binding; calcium-dependent protein serine/threonine phosphatase regulator activity.
AUGGGCAACGCACAGGGCCAGCUGACCCCUCAAGAGCAAAAAGACCUCGUCCAAGCCGCAAACUUCAGUGAGCGCGAUAUUAAGAAACUCUAUAAGCGCUUUCGUGCGCUGGACACGAACCAGAACGGCGAGCUGGACCCCCACGAGCUGUUUGAAGUUCCCGAGAUCGCAGAUAACCCAUUGGUGAAGCGCGUGCUGUCUAUAUUCGACACGAAUGGCGAUGGCCGAGUGUCGUUCAUAGAGUUUCUUGUGGGUUUGUCGAAGUUGGCAGCUGGCACGGACGAGAUGCAAAAGACUAAGUUUGCAUUUGAUGUCUACGACAUCAACAAAGACGGGCACAUAAGCAACGGAGAGCUCUUUGCCGUUAUGAAAAUGAUGGUGGGAAACAACCUUAACGACCAGCAGCUGCAGCAGCUAGUGGACCGAACAAUUGUGCAGGCGGACAAGGACGGGGACGGAAUGAUUUCUUUUGAAGAAUUUAGAGAGAUGGUUUCCCACAUCGACAUCGCAGAUAAACUCCGAGUUGACGUUUGA